Chrysoperla carnea is the source of this 921-nucleotide messenger RNA. Its product is annotated as cytochrome c-2. The record is from RefSeq and is a predicted model, not a curated record. Gene Ontology annotation, biological process: mitochondrial electron transport, ubiquinol to cytochrome c; mitochondrial electron transport, cytochrome c to oxygen. Gene Ontology annotation, molecular function: electron transfer activity; heme binding. The transcript has 3 exons. Gene Ontology annotation, cellular component: mitochondrial intermembrane space. Lineage: Eukaryota; Metazoa; Arthropoda; Insecta; Neuroptera; Chrysopidae. The coding region runs from base 107 to 433 and encodes 108 amino acids.
CUAACAUAUUUCAUCAUGCGAUCAAUUCAGUAUUGAAAUACCCGUUAUUGUAAGCGGUUCGUUAAUUUAGGUGAUUUUAUUUGUAAAACAUAAAUUUUGAAGAAAAAUGGGUGUACCAGCCGGAGAUCCAGAAAAAGGAAAAAAAGUAUUCGUACAAAGAUGUGCUCAAUGUCACACAGUUGAAGCUGGCGGUAAACACAAAGUAGGUCCAAAUUUACAUGGACUUAUUGGUCGUAAAACAGGUCAAGCUGCAGGCUUCAAUUAUACUGACGCCAACAAAGCUAAAGGUAUUACAUGGAACAAAGACACGUUAUUCGAAUAUUUAGAAAACCCCAAAAAAUAUAUUCCUGGAACAAAAAUGGUGUUCGCUGGUAUUAAAAAGGCACAAGAACGUGGAGAUCUUAUUUCAUACUUAGAGCAAGCAACGAAGUAAUAACAUUGAAUUUAGAUUUCAAUUUGCAUAUUUAACAUUAAACAUUUUGAAUAUUUAACUGUUUAUGAUUGACAGAUUAAAUUAUGUGAUAAUAUAUAUUUUUUUAAUUAUUUUCAAAUUUUUGCAUAUAUAUUUUAUUGAAAAUAAAACAAUUCAGUGAAUUUUUAAAAAAUAUUAUAUUAAAUAACAAAUUUACUACUACGCAACUCUUGGGAACCGAACCACGGACCUCACGAUUUCGAGGCCAUCGUUUUAACCAGUACACCGGUUUACAAAAAAAUAUUUUUUAUUUUCAAUAAAUUUUAAUAAGUAUUUUAACAUUAUAAACAGUUAAAUAUUCUUGUGUUAGAUGUCAGGAUGUCAUGUUGGAGAGAUAUUUAAAACAUUGAAAAUAUUAACACUCGUCCUGAACUUAGACAAUGAUUGUAGUAUUGUUAUUAAUUGUUCAUGUUAUCUUGAAUGAAUCAAUAUAAUGUCUACAGUUUUUA